AUGGAACAUAUCAAUGAAACCCUAGAGGGAUUGUUACUGAACGAAAGUUUAGUUAACAAUGUGACUGAAAAUUUUAAUGAUGUUGCUGAGUCCGAUUAUCAUUUACCUCAGUGGAUUUUGAAUUUUUAUUUUGGAUUCAUCUGUUUGGGGUGCGCAGUUGAUUUGAUAUUCGUUUCAGCGCUCAUAAGAAGCAAAAGAAGUGGUACUUUAUCCUUGGUUUUGCAAAUAUCUGCAGUGGAUGCCAUCUCUCCAUUUAUAGCAGCGAUCGAAAUACUCACAUUGAACAACCAUACAUGGAUUUUUUCACAUAACACUUGCCUCAUUUACAAUGGACUGGAAAUACUCAUAAAUUCAUUAACCCUUUGGUUAAUCAUCUGCCUCAAUUUUCAUGUUAUCUCCUUGUGGAAUAUGCACAAGAGCAACACUGCAAAGAAGAAUACAAAUCCACUGACUUCUUGUGGGGAUGAAUCCAACGAGUGUUUAGUAACGAACAGAGAACAUUCCAGUAACAGGAUUCUCAAUAUUGAUUACAGAAAGAGAAAAAAUGAUGUAGCUAUCGUGAUUCCCACCAUUUUGAUAUGGUUCUUCUGCAUUUCUCUCAGCAUACCAAAUUUCACUUUAUCAUCUAUUUUGAAAAUGAAACAACAGCACACCAUUUGCGCAAUUAUUGAUAACUUCUAUGGUUACAUUUUGCAAAUAUUAUUACUAGUCUUCAAGGUUCUGUUACCUAUACCAUUGAUAUUAUUUUCCCUUAUUGUGUCUAUAAUCAAACUCACUAAAACAUCUCUGAAAGACAUUGAUACUAUGUUAACCAAAGAUUUUGUAGAGAUAAGGGAUCUGUUGAUUUUCUGCAUAGCCCUGACAAUCCUUUACCUAGCAACAUCUUUUCAGCGAAAUUUGUUUCAUUUUUUGCAUAUCAAUUCACAUAGCUUCAGCACAAAUUCUUCAGAAAUAUUCAAAGUUCCUCCGUUAUAUAAUAAUCAGUUGAGUGCCUGGAAUAAUAUGAGUCUUACAAUGUUACAUUAUAGUUGUAAUAUGCUCAGAGCUCUGUUGUGUUUGUGUAUGUUGCCAAAGUUUAGAGGACUGAUAAAAAAUAGAAUUUUCUUUUGUUCAACCAAAGAUUGA
This is a messenger RNA of Phaedon cochleariae (mustard beetle), 1125 nucleotides long. The record is from the annotation of a GenBank genome assembly. Lineage: Eukaryota; Metazoa; Arthropoda; Insecta; Coleoptera; Chrysomelidae.